Seminavis robusta is the source of this 1171-nucleotide messenger RNA. Lineage: Eukaryota; Bacillariophyta; Bacillariophyceae; Naviculales; Naviculaceae. The record is from the annotation of a GenBank genome assembly.
UUUUGGCGCCCAAAACUUGCCGCCAAGAAAAGUACAAACGGGCCAAGAAAAUGGAUCCGACAGCAUUUUAUUGUCCGUCCAUUAAAAAACAGAGCAGACCAUGGUAUCGACUACCGGUACCGGUAGUAUCACCAGCUUCUUUGCUCCGAAGAAACGCAAAGAGAAAGAGGGCUCAGCAUCCUCUCCCUCCUCUACUGUUACUACUGAUGCUGAGCCUUCCUCAACGAACAAUACCAGUAAUGACUGCUCUGAAAUAAAUCCUUACAAGAGGGCCAAGAAAGAAGAGUCAAGCAAGAGCGUUGGCACCACAGACAACAAUAAUGGCGAGCAAGACCCUGUUUCUGUUCUUCUAACAUUUCUGGCUGCAUCAAGCACAGAAGAAGGAUGUUGGCGCGCUGCAUUGGACAAGCAUUUCACGUCAAAAAGCUUUGAGAAAUUGGCCAAGUUUGUGGCCAGUCAAAGGAAAUCUGCGACCGUCUACCCUCCUCCCGCUGAUGUGUUUUCCGCAUUGACGUUGACCCCGCUGCACCAAGUGAAGGUAGUAAUUGUGGGCCAGGAUCCGUACCAUGGUCCCAACCAAGGCCAUGGACUUUGUUUUUCUGUGCGCAAGGGAGUUGCUAUUCCUCCCAGCCUCAAAAAUAUUUACAAAGAGUUGCAGAACGACCCCAACGUGGACUUUAGUGGUGGCAUGCCCACUCACGGAUACUUGGAGCGAUGGACACGACAGGGUGUGCUGUUGUUGAACGCCGUUUUGACGGUGCGUCGCGGAGAAGCCAACAGCCACAAAGGCAAGGGUUGGGAAGCCGUCACGGACGAAAUUUUGCGUGUGCUGGCAAAGAAUCAUAAAAAAUCUGGUCAAGGAUUGGUGUACUUGUUAUGGGGUAAACCGGCCGCAAAGAAAAUUGAAACUGUCAUUGGGAGCAGUGGCAAGAAUCGCGUCAUUAUUUCAACAUCCCACCCUAGCCCACUAGGUGCUACAAAAACAAAUUCUCCCUUUUUGGGUAGCAAAUGUUUCAGUCGAGCCAAUGAAGCCCUUGUUGAGAUGGGCUUGGAACCCAUUGAUUGGAAUGUGGAUGGAGAGUUGGCUGGAAGUCGCAAGAAGAAGGAACAGGUGGAUGUUUAGCCAUUGUCAUGGAUCAUACAGAUUAUAGCGUGGCCUUUAUUUGUUUCC